UUGUCCGGGUAAAUAAAAUAUCUGAAUCCAAAUAUGAGUUCAUCUUCUUCAAUUCUUUCAAUCCCAAAUCCAACAGCAAUGGAUUCUACUGUGAAGCAGAUAACACUUUUCAAACCUCUGAAUCUGAGUCUUAAUUUUCGCAGAGGCAUCCAACAGAAGCAGCAACUCAACUAUCGCGUUCGCUUCCACAACUCUGUUAUGCCACUGCGGUGCUCAAUUUCUUCUUCCGGUGGGGACCACCUCCAUGAUGCUAGCAUCGUUCUCCAUGUUCGGGGAAUGAUGUGUGAGGGUUGUGCAGCUAGUGUUAAAAGAAUUUUAGAAACUCAACCACAAGUGUUAUCUGCUACUGUGAAUCUAGCAUCUGAGACAGCACUAGUUUCACCUUUACUAUCCGAAGAAAAAACUGCACCAAAUUGGCAAAAGCAGUUAGGAGAGACACUUGCAAACCAUUUAACUACAUGUGGUUUUGCUUCUACCCUUAGAGUGUGGUGGGUUAAGUGGCAGGUGAGGAAGAUAGAGACUAAAGGAAUUAUCAUCUAGAGUCAACGAUGUAGGUGAUUCUCUGAGGCUACUUGUGGUGAUUAUUGGAGAGCCAUGUGAGUGCUCAGGUGGCCCUGCACGGUGUACAAUAUACUGAUGUUGAAUUUCAAAUUAGCAAUUAAUCCCUAGUUAUCAAGAAAUUUGUGGACUCAUUGAUGUAAAGUUGGUUUUUGUGUGUAUAAUACACAUGAUUUCUUCUGGGUGAUUUUCAUGCAUUCUUUUGUGCCAAAUUGAUUUUCCACUUCUAUAAUUUCAAUUGCUUCUCGA
Molecule: messenger RNA, 807 nt
Organism: Cicer arietinum (chickpea)
Lineage: Eukaryota; Viridiplantae; Streptophyta; Magnoliopsida; Fabales; Fabaceae
Molecular function (GO): metal ion binding
Source: RefSeq, a predicted model, not a curated record